Molecule: messenger RNA, 2530 nt
Organism: Prorocentrum cordatum
Lineage: Eukaryota; Dinophyceae; Prorocentrales; Prorocentraceae
Source: the annotation of a GenBank genome assembly
CAACAUCUCAAGCGCAAGCUUUACUCCACGAUUUUGCUGAAACAUCUCUUCUUCAUCGUUUUUGCUUCCUUGUCCUCCUCGUCGCCUUCCUCAGUCUCCUGUCCACCCUCCCGCAAUGAAGUUGGCCCGAGUCUCGAGCUCGAGCAUUGGUUUUGUGUUGUCUGCCGAGCACAUCAUUCGCACGAGCUGGCCCUCCGCUCUCGAGCUCAAGCGGAUGAAGAGAAGCACGACUGGAGCGUUAUUCAUCUUCGCCCUCCUGGCGGCUAGAUGGGCCCCCCUCUGCAGCGCAGAGCGGGCUGCUGUGCAGGUGCAGCUUGGCGGCGCGGCGAGCAUUAUCGAGACGGAGCUGCGAGAUCACGUGGACGAAGCCGGACGACUCUCGGGCGCAGCAGCAAGGACUGGCGCGACAGAUGCCCAAGGUUCGGGCCAGCUCGCGGAUCUGACCGCGGCGCUGCUUCCGCUCGCGGGUGGUGGCAUGGAAGCCGCGUUCGCUCCACUCGCGGCCAGCAUGGGCUCCGUCUCGGCAAGCCUGGGCACGCUGACGGGGACCGUCGCUCCGCUCGCCGCGGCGGCGCAGCCCAUGCUGGUGGCCGCGACGGCCCUCCUCCAGUUUAUUCCGCACGUGAUGGUGGCAAGCCUCGUCGUCUACGCCGUCUUCAAGUGCGUGAAGGCAGUCCAAGGCUCCAAGCAUUCCAAGGUCAUGGGGCGUGGCCUGCAGAACGUCCAGGACGCCAUCGAGAAGGGGAUGCAGGCGAUGACUAAGGAGCUCGGCGACAUCAAGAAGCUUCUCGGGGAGCAGACCGACAUGAUGCAGUUCACGCCGCUCAACGACGCCGUGGAGCAGAUCGACCUCGCGUGGAGUUCCAUCGAUUACUGCCAGGGCUUAAAAAUGUCGACCCCAGACGGGGUGUGCACGCUGCCCCCUUAUUGCGCCCCGUCGGGCAUUGUGGACGCACAGACGCGGAAGCAGAUCGCCACGGCCAUGCUACGCCUGGACAAGAUGCUGAGGGGCGAGUUCAGUGGAGCAGUUCGGGUCCGAACAGUUGAUCUGACCGAGAGGGUGCUCAGGCAGGCGGUGCAGUCGCGCAUGAACCGGGAGAGCCUCGCAGAUCUGGCCUGGUCCUACUGGUUUCAAAUGAUGACGUUGCAGGUGAAGGGUGCUUUGGUGCUGGCGCACACCUCGGACAGCGAGCUGUACCGCUGCGGCCGCGUGUUUACCGAGCUGGCGGAGAGGCUCGAGCUCCAGAUAAACCACGUGGAGGACGUUCUGCAAAGCGUAGCCUCGGAGGGCUUCUUCCUGCGCUGGAAGCCGGGCGGCGCAUGCGUGCGGGCAUCGGUCGAUCCAUCCUGGUACAAGCGGGCUUGGGGCGGAGACUGGAGCGAGCUGGAGGCGACUGGAGACUGCGUCGACAAUACCAACCUUGCGCUCAGCCUCAUCCCGAGGUCGGCGGAUGGGAACCUUUCUGCCAAUGCCAGCUUCCUCCUCGUCAGCAAGAGGCUCGGGCGCAGCGUCGCGUCUAGGGCCAAGCGUGACCGCCUCUUUUUGGGCGACUGGCUUGGGAGCGUUGACGACCAGGCUAGCACAUCUGGCACGCCAUACAUUAUGCUGCGCAACUCGCCCCUGGAGAGAAAGCUCAAGCCAGGCUCGCAGAAGGUGCGCGCUCUUCACGCGGGCUCCGUAGUGAACGUGACGAUGCUUCAGACGAUUGGCUCGAAGAAGCACAAGCUCCUGCGCGGGUUCGUGCGCGAGCCUUUCGAAGGAUGGAUCGAUAUCCUGGACACCACCUCGGGGGAGCGCUCGGCGAGGAUGGUCAAGACCGACGUCGCCGCGAAAAGCCGUAGCAGCCAGCUGGCCCGCGCGCUGAAGGAGGUUUGGAUCCCGCAACGCAGCACUUGCGACGCCUUUCUGGCCGAAUUUGGAUGCGAUAACGCUGGGAGCACGAACGAGUCCGCCAUGACCAUGGAUCGGGCGUUCGACGACGUGCUCACUGGUGUGGCCUCUUGGUCUUACAGUGUCGGCUCUGCCAGGUCCGACGAUGACGAGGACAGCGUGUACAUCGACAUUGUUCCCACAGGCUUCGGCCAGGGGGAAUUCCACAUGGAGACUGCAGCGGACAGGCGCUGUGUCUAUGUCGACAAGGGGAAUCGCAACAUCCGGCUAGGACAGGGCACCUGCGAGGAGGAGAAGCUCAAACAGAAGUUGGACAACCUCAUCUUCGAUUUCGUGCCAGCGAACCUUCUCCAAACGCCAUGAUUCCACUCCUCCAUGGGCCGGCCCUGGUAGCCGCGGCGGGCGGCAAUGUGCCGCCAGUCGGCCCGUCCCCCUCCUGUUCGCGCGCCCUGUGCUCGCUCGCCCUGGAUGAGGUUGCAACUGUUGGGAGCUUGAAUUCAGCAUCGGCGCGGGUAUAUCCUCGGUCGAGAUACAGCCGAAUACGGCCUAAUCCGGCUUCGUCUAGCUUGGAUCCCUGUGCAUGCGGGUCCUAUCUGGGAGUGAUCCAGCCCAAUCGCCCGUCAACCCGGUCGCACCCGG